AUGUCCCUCCAGUCCUCCAUCAACACCAUCAACCAGCAGUCAGGUCUCAUGAAGCAGAACCUCAACGACAACAACCUCCUUCAGGCUCUCAAGCACUGCCUGAACUUCCUCAAUGAGUUGCGAAUUAACAAACUCUCCCCCAAGCAGUACUACGAGAUAUACAUGAUGGUGUUCGACUCGUUGGAAGUGUUGCUGAACCACUUGGCGCAAACUACCCAGAAGAAGAAAAAGAAAGACACUCCCUACUUGGCUGACUUGUAUGAGUUGGUGCAAUAUUCCGGAAAUAUCAUUCCCAGGCUCUACAUGAUGAUCAUGGUUGGAACCACCUACAUGGCCACUCCUGGAGCACCAACCAAGGAAAUAAUGAAGGACAUGAUCGAGAUGUGUCGAGGCGUCCAGCACCCCAUCAGAGGCUUGUUUUUGAGGUACUACUUGUCGCAGAGAAUCAAGGACUUAUUGCCUUUGGACAACGAGGAAGACUUCAACGAAACCGUGCAUUUCUUGGUGUCCAACUUCAUAGAAAUGACCAAGUUAUGGGUGCGCCUCCAGCACCAGGGCCAUUCAUCCGAGCGGGAGUUAAGGUACAAGGAAAGAAAGGAAUUGAAGAUUUUAGUAGGCUCCAACCUCGUUCGUCUUUCACAAAUCAUCGACGAUUACCAGGGAGGCGAAUCGUACUCUAGCAUCAAUUACUACGCGGAAAAUAUUCUACCAACCAUCACUGAGCAAAUCAUCCAGUGUCGUGACCACUUGGCCCAAAGCUAUUUGAUUGAUGUGUUGAUCCAGAUUUUCCCGGAUGAUUUCCACUUUGCUACCUUGCCGUUCUUAUUGAAUGACGUGUUCAUCAACCUCCAUCCUCUCCUCAAGAAAAGCGAGUUGGUGGCCACUCUUAUUGAAAGAUUUGUUAAUUAUCAUAACAAUGAGGCAGAAAUGGUGGGCAAGCUUUCUCUUGAAAAUAAACCUCAAGUUGAUUUAUUUCCAAUUUUUUGGGACUUUUACGUCAAGCUCCAUGAGAUGGACUCCGAACUUCCAAUAGAUGAACAUUCCAUAUUCCUACAAUCGUUUAUCACCUUGUCUUUAACUUACUACCCUGAUAAUUAUCAAAAUUUGGACACCAUCUAUCAAUUUGCCACUGAAAAGUUAGCAACAAAAGAAUCUGGAUCAGAAGAGCAAGAUUUAUGGUUCCGCUUAUUGGUUGCACCAAUCCAACACUUCCAAUCUAUCAAGACAUUGUUCAAACUUCCAUUCUUUUUUGAGUUUUAUCACAAGUUGACGAGUGUCCAAUAUCAAAAACAACUUUCGUUGGAAAUUAUCAACAAGCUAUUGUCGGAUAAAAAUGAGCAGUUUUCCACCACCGAAGAUAUUGAUGGAAUAUUCAAGUACCUAUUGGUGUUGAUUAAAGACCCAACUGAAAAAUUGGAUACAGCGAAGAAUUUGGGGAUUACGAAAACAUAUAAAGUCAACAACGGGGAAGGGAUUGUCACACAAGAGUUUUUAAGUAACCAAGAAAAGAUAUGUAAGGUUAUCCACUUGAUUGAAACCCCAACGGAUCCUUUCAAAAACAUUUCCAACUUGAUGUAUGUAAGGAAGAAAUAUUUGAACAAAGAAUUCAAGAAUAUUAUCUACACUUAUCCAGCACUUAUCAUGAAGAUUUUGAACAAGUUGAGAUUGAUCGGUUACUAUGUUGCUGAAUUGAAAAAGCAAGGAAAAGACAUAACUCACCAGGAGUUGUUGAUCACAUCUAAUUUCAAGAACUUAUCAGUUAUUAUCGACGAGUUGUACCAUUACCAUCAAGAAUAUCAUUCAGAAUUGAUAUUGAAAAUCUAUUUGAAUGCAGCAUCAGCAGCUGAUCAAUUGAGCCAGCAAUCCUUGAGUUAUGAGUUAUUCAAUCAAUGUUUCGUUGUUUAUGAAGAGAAUUUGAUUUUGAACCCAUCUCACAAUAAUCGUCAAAUAAACCCUCACGAUUCUUUAGGAGAGGCUUCGGUUCCAUACCAAUCAAUCUUACUGAUCGCAGACAAGUUGUACACGUUGAGAAAUUUCAACAAGGAGAACUAUGAGAAUUUAAUUACCAAACUUACCUUGUAUGGAUCCAAGUUAUUGAAGAAACAAGAUCAAUGUCGUGCAGUCUACUUCUGUGCUCAUUUGUGGUGGUGGUGUGCUUAUUUGCCAGAUGAGCAAGACAAUAAUAGUAGAGAGAAUGUGGACGACGACUUCAAACGGAUUUUGGAAUGUUUACAGAAGGCAUUGAGAGUCGCAGAUUCAUGUAUGGAUCCAUAUUUGUCAUUGAAGUUAUUCAUUGAAAUUCUCAACAGGUGUUUGAUUUUCAACGUCGCUGAUGAUGAAGGAAAUACCGUUAUUGAUGCCAAAUACAUCAAUGGCUUGAUUGAUCUUAUCAGGACUAACAUUGAUAAUUUGAAUGAUGAGGAAGAUCCUGCUAGGGCCUUUAAUGAAGAGGACGAAAACAACCAAGAAGCAAGAUUGUUCAGAUUCAGUAGAGAGUACUUCCAAAGAACCUUGGAGUAUAUUGCGGAAGAGCAACAGGCCGAUGUUUUUGAAGGCAUAGUUGUAUGA
This is a messenger RNA of Suhomyces tanzawaensis NRRL Y-17324, 2568 nucleotides long. It is a transcript of the gene VPS35, whose product is annotated as retromer subunit. Gene Ontology annotation, cellular component: retromer, cargo-selective complex; late endosome; retromer complex. The transcript has a single exon. Gene Ontology annotation, biological process: retrograde transport, endosome to Golgi; intracellular protein transport. Bases 1 to 2568 code for a protein of 855 amino acids. The record is from RefSeq and is a predicted model, not a curated record. Lineage: Eukaryota; Fungi; Ascomycota; Pichiomycetes; Serinales; Debaryomycetaceae.